Molecule: messenger RNA, 5265 nt
Organism: Sipha flava (yellow sugarcane aphid)
Lineage: Eukaryota; Metazoa; Arthropoda; Insecta; Hemiptera; Aphididae
Exons: 1
Coding region: 1-5265 (1754 amino acids)
Biological process (GO): DNA integration
Molecular function (GO): nucleic acid binding
Source: RefSeq, a predicted model, not a curated record
AUGCUUGCUCCUUCGUCAAUAACUUAUUCAGAUGCUAAAGCACGGAUUGUCCGGGCAAUCGCAAAAAUCACAUCAUUCGCUGCUGCAGCUGGUGAAUAUAAAUCUGAUCGAUCAAAUGCGGGCAAACGUGCCAAAGUCUCGAAAAUGUUGUUGGAAUUAAAUGAUAUUCGUAAAAUUGCCGAAAAUGACUUUCAAGUUAUGGAAACCUCAGUCAGCAACAAACUAGCACCUCCUGAAAUCGUCGAUAAUAAGGAGAGUCUUAAACUUUGUUCGGAAUUCGAUAACCUAUACUACGAAUUGUCUGCGUUUGCUGAUGUUUAUCAGUUUUCGUUAUCUCCUGGUAUGGAUACGUCAACGGCUCAAAUAAAUUCAACUCACGUUUCGAGCCAAAAUAAUUUAUCAAAUUACCAACUACCCAAACGAAAAUUUCCGACAUUUUCUGGAGUUGUAAUUGAAUGGCAAGGGUUCGAAGAUCUCUUCAAGUCGAUUUUGUCACACGCACCAGAUCUUCCGGACGUUGAACGUUUCGAAUAUCUAAAAACCUCUCUGGAAGGUGAAGCGCUUUCGUUGGUGUCCCAUCUUCCUUUAACAUCUGCUAAUUAUAAUAAGGCCUGGGAUAUACUGCGUGCUCGUUAUGGAAACAAGCGUGAUUUGGCUCGAAUUCACCUUGACGCCCUUUUAGCACCUCAUACUGUCAAGUGUAAUGAUGCAUCUUCCAUUAAAACUCUUCUCACGGCCAUUCUUGAACACACUGCUGCCUUAGACAAUUUAGAUUUCAUUACCCGACAAUGGAGUCCGAUACUUGUCCAUAUAUUUGAACAUCAUUUGGAUUAUGACCUUCGUGCUCGGUGGGAAAUUACUGUAGGAGAUCGACAUCAACCAUCCACGAGUGAUUUUAUCGAUUUCUUAAGAAGUCAUGUUCGUUCUGCAGAAGCUCGUGCAGGUCAUUACUCUUCGAAUUUACACUCGUAUUCGGCCCACCAAACACCUCCUAAAAAAUCGUUCCCUCAAAAAUCUCGUCCAACUUAUGGACCAAAAGUAAUGACCACCAAUAUGACGUCAUCUACUGAGUCUAGUUACCAAUCCACAACGAUCAGUACUUGUCAGCUCUGCAAUAAGACACAUUCGAUCCGUAAAUGUCAGUUAUUUCUUAGUAAAACGCCAACUGACCGGUUUCAGAUUAUAAAAACGCAUCGGCUGUGUAUAAACUGUCUUAACUCCGGACAUUCUGCCGCAUCUUGUACUUCAAAAUACAAAUGUACAACCUGUAACCGAUCUCAUCACAGUUUGUUGCAUUUUAAUGUUAAAACAAUCCCACCAUCAUCAACCACGGUUCUAACGACCAGUGAAACUGAAGCUGGUCCUAGUGUGAAAUCGAUGGUGGUACGAGGACAGCCUCAUAAUAUUGUAUUGUUGUCUACUGUCCUACUUGAUGCGAUAGCUGCUGAUGGCACUCGUCAUACUAUUAGAGCCCUUUUUGAUAGUGGUGCUCAAGCGAGUUUUAUUACUGAACAAGCUGCAUGUAUUUUGAUGCUCAAGCGCCAUCCCUCAACGGUUUCAAUCACUACGUUUGCCAGUAGUUCUUCGUCACCGGUCCGUGGUCAAACAUCCAUUACUGUGCUGCCACGUGGACAGCAAUCACCAUCGUUUUGCGUGGAUGCUUUUGUCGUCCCACGAAUCACAGGGCCUACUCCUCAAACUCCUAUCAUCCCAGGAUACUGGAGCCAUAUUACAAAUCUUCCACUCGCUGAUCCAUUGUACCAUCGUCCUCAAUCAGUUGAUCUUUUGUUGGGUGCCGAUAUCUUACCAUUGCUGUUUCUAGAUGGUAAAGCUGCAGGCCAACCUGGAGAGCCCAUCGCCCUCGAAACCGUGUUCGGUUGGAUUCUGAUGGGACCUGUGAACACUCGUCCUCAACAAAUAGUCAACGCCAUGUUCUUAUCUAUUACUGAAACUCUCGAUUUGUCCAUAAGGCGUUUUUGGGAACUUGAAGAGUUGCCUGUUGUUCGUCAUCUUAGUCCAGAUGACAAAGCUGCAGAAGAUAUUUACACAUCAACCACAACUCGGCUUAGUUCUGGACGUUUUAUGGUUGCUCUCCCAUUUAGAAAACCAUUUCCCAUGUUAGGUGACUCAAAAUCGCAUGCGCUGCAACAGUUCAAAGGUCUCGAGUUUCGAUUAAAUCGCAAUCCAGAUUUGCGCAAGCAAUAUAAUGACUUCAUGCAAGAUUAUUUAUCAUCUGGUCAUAUGGAACGUAUACCAUUGCACGAAAUAGACAAUCCUUUGCAUUACUAUAUCCCACACCAUUGCAUCCUAAAGCCUGAUAGCAUGACAACAAAACUACGUGUAGUCUUCAAUGCUUCAGCUCGUACGUCAACUGGUGCGUCUUUGAAUGAAAGUAUGUACACAGGUCCGAAACUUCAACCCGAUAUUCAAGUGGUUCUUCUACGUUCACGACUAUGGAAAUACGUUUUUAUGGCCGAUAUAAAACAAAUGUAUCGCCAGAUUGUCAUUCAACCAUCGGAUCGGGAUUAUUUAAGAAUUCUAUGGCGAUUUUCAACAACUUCUCCUAUUGAAGACUAUAGGUUGGGUACAGUCACGUAUGGUACUUCAGCAGCUUCCUUUCAAGCUCUGCGUACAAUUCGUCACCUAGCUACAGUCGAUGGCGAUUCAUGGCCGUUAGCUGCAAACAUUUUGCUCAAUGACACAUUCGUCGACGACAUUUUAACUGGUGCCAACUCGGAAGCAGAAGCAUUGAAAUGUCAAGACCAGUUGAUAAAAUUGUGUUCCCUUGCUCAGUUUCAACUCCGCAAGUGGGCUAGCAACAGUCCACAAAUCCUAAAAAUGGUUCCACAUGAAGAUUGUGCAAUGCCAGUCUCCAUUUUAUUUAACAAUGAUAUGAGUUCUGAAUUGAAAGUGCUUGGGCUCAAAUGGGACCCAUCCUUCGAUACCUUUUCGUUUAAAACGUACCCAUCAUCAAGUCAAGUGACUAAACGUUCAGUUCUAUCCGACAUUGCUCGUGUGUUUGACCCGUUAGGACUUCUGUCCCCACUGACAUUCUUCACUAAACAUGUUAUGCAACAGUUGUGGACUUCCGGUGUCACGUGGGACGAUCCACUACCUACUGAUAUUGCCAAGUUAUGGGUCCGAUAUCAGUCUGAACUUCAUUUGAUCGAAAACAUUAAGAUUCCUCGUCGUAUCACCCACGAUCAAGCUAAAUCCAUACAGUUUCACGCCUUUUCUGAUAGCUCAGAAAAAGGAUAUGCUGCUGCAGUCUACUUGCGCGUGGAAACCGAUACUUCAGUGCACUGUCAGCUCAUCACCGGGAAGUCAAAGGUUGCGCCUUUAAAGCGUUCUACAAUUCCUAGACUUGAACUAUGUGGCGCCGUCCUUGCUUCAAAACUACUUCGGUUGGUAGUAGAUACAUACAGUGAUCGUAUACGCGUUGAUGAACUACAUGCUUGGACAGACUCUACCACAGCUCUCGUAUGGAUACGCUCAUCUCCUCAUCGCUGGGCGACUUUCAUAGCAAACAGAACCAGUCUUAUCCAAGAAUUGACUUCACCGUCAAUUUGGCGACACGUCCCCACCAAGGAGAAUCCGGUUGACUGUGCUUCCCGUGGCCUAUUACCGUCUGAACUCCUCAACCACCCACUGUGGUGGACAGGCCCAAACUUUUUGCUUAACUCAACAGACAAAUGGCCUCAACUACCUGUGAGUGAAAUUGACGAUUUCAAUGGGCCCUCUUUGAGUGAAUCUCGAGCUCCUGAUGUACUUCUUGUUACUCUAAACAACUCCAUAAUAGACUUGUUAAACCGUAUGUCAUCGUUGCAAAAAAUACUUCGCGUGAUUGCCUAUUGCCUUCGUUUUUCAAAGACACGGUCUUCAGCUCCUGCUACCAGGGUCAUAGAGGCUGAAGAAACGACACAUGCACUUCGUGUUCUGAUUUACUUUGUUCAACAACAAACAUUUGCUACCGACGUUGUAAAUUUAUUAAAUGGUCGUAAUUGUUCCAAAGCUCUCCAACGCUUAGACGUUUUCUUCGAUCAGUCUGGACUCAUCAGAGUGGGCGGUCGGCUGCGCCACGCUGAUAUACCAUACGUUCAUCGGCACCCAGUCUUGUUGCCAUCACGCCAUCGUCUUACCAAUCUAAUAAUUGAUUAUAAUCAUAUUGUUUUAAAGCAUCCAGGUGCAUUGACACUCCAAUCACAUUUGCAGCGGGAAUAUUGGAUUUUGUCUGCUAGACAGGCCAUUCGAUCCCGGUUACGGUUAUGCAUUUCCUGUUUUCGCACUCGACCUCAACAUGUUCAACCCAAGAUGGCUGCUCUUCCGAAAUAUCGAGUUCAACAAAUAAAACCUUUCGCUGUUACCGGUGUGGACUAUGCUGGGCCGAUAACGAUCAAGAGGUCCCGUGGUCGAUCAUCUGCCGAUACUUCCACUUACAUCUGUCUAUUUGUCUGCACUGCUACGAAAGCCUUACACAUUGAACUUAGUUCUAAUCUUUCGACAGAGACUUUCUUACUGGCAUUCACUCGUUUUGUUGCCCGUCGUGGCCCAGUUAAGGAAAUCCACAGUGAUUGUGGGACCAAUUUUGUCGGAGCCGCGAAUCUCCUUACUCCGUUACACGACUUUGUCGCUUCUGACAGUUAUCAAAACAGAAUCCGCAGCCACCUAUCCAAAGAUCAAAUUGCUUGGUUUUUUAACCCCCCUUCCUCACCUCACUUUGGAGGAUUAUGGGAAUCUGGAGUCAAGUCGACAAAAUCAUUGAUUUUUAGAUCCAUUGGAACACACCGACUCACGAGUGAAGAGUUGAUCACGCUACUUACUAAAAUCGAAGCCACUCUUAACUCACGGCCAUUGUGCGCCCUAAGCAAUGAUCCCAUGGAUUUGGAAGCGUUGACCCCCAGCCAUUUUCUGACUCUUGAGCCUACAACUUCUUUGCCCGACCCAUGCUUGGACAAUGUGUCAUUUUCAAAGAUGCAGCGUUGGCGCUUAGUUACAGAUCUUCAUAGAUUUUUCUGGACCCGCUGGAAAAACGAAUACUUAUCCUGUCUUCAACUGAGGACCAAGUGGUCAAAGGAUGGAAAAGAGUUGAGUAUAGGUGACCUCGUCUUAAUUAAGGAGCCAACACAUCCGUUAUAUUGGAAAUUCGGUCGUAUCAUUGCCUUACAUCCUGGCUCCGACGGGGUGUCGCGCGUCGCUACUGUUCACACUACAACCGGAAAUCUUAAACGUCCAGCUGUGAAAUUGUGUCCAUUGCCAUCUUCUUGA